Messenger RNA from Tachysurus fulvidraco (yellow catfish), 1728 nucleotides. It is a transcript of the gene cep43, whose product is annotated as centrosomal protein 43. The transcript has 20 exons. The coding region runs from base 60 to 1631 and encodes 523 amino acids. Gene Ontology annotation, molecular function: protein binding. Gene Ontology annotation, biological process: microtubule anchoring. Gene Ontology annotation, cellular component: centrosome. The record is from RefSeq and is a predicted model, not a curated record. Lineage: Eukaryota; Metazoa; Chordata; Actinopteri; Siluriformes; Bagridae.
UUUUUUUCCCCCUAAGAGCCGGUAGAGGGCUUGGUGUGGUCACGUGACCGGAAAUAAAGAUGUCUGCUACAGAAGAAGACACUGAGCUCAGAGACCUUUUGAUUCAAAAUUUGGAAAACAAUGGCGUUCUUAACAAGAUUAAGGCUGAGCUUCGAGCUGCUGUAUUUCUGGCUUUAGAGGAACAGGACAAAGUUGAGAAUAAAACUCCACUUGUAAACGAGAAUCUGAAAAAGUUUCUCAGCACUAAAGAUGGACGCCUUGUGACCAGUUUAAUCACAGACUUUCUGCAAGUGUUCAAUCUGGACUUCACCCUUGCGGUUUUUCAGCCAGAAAUUAACACGGUCAGUGGACUGGACAGUCGUGAAAGUUUGUCCAGGGAGUUUGGCUUCUCUGAAUCUGAGGGGAAUAAGAGUACACCUCUGCUCCUGGAGUUAAUUAAGAGAGGCAGAAACAAGGAGAAAUUCUCCAUUUACUCAGAGGCAGAUCGGGACAGAACACGUAUUCCCAAGGAACUGUCUCUUCGUCAGAUUGCUGAAGCACAAAAAAAAUAUGACUGCAAAUGCAAGGAUAGGAGUGAUGGUUUGAGCAAAGACGAAGUCGUUGCCGUUUUCAUAGAGCUUUUCCCCAGUUUUAGCCGAGGCAUGCUGGAACGAUUUGUGGCUGAUGAACUUGGAGCAAAAGAUACUUCUGUAGACUUUCAGGAGUUCUUGGGGUUAAUCAAACAGCUUUACUGCCAGUGCAGAAGUCUGGUUGCCAGUGAUGGGAGUGCUGGAGUUCACUCUGUGAGUAAAGUUACAGAGGAGAAGAUCACUUCAUCACCUACCAGCAAGGCUGGAGAACCACCAAGUCACAGUGAGUCACUGAUCUUUCAGAAGAGCAGAGCUUUUGUGGCCAGUGAAGGGUUUAUAACCAGCAGGAACGAGCCCUCGGCCCUGAGGAGACCUCUAGACUUGGGCCUGGAGGACGAUGAUGAGGAAGGGGACUCAUUCUUUGAUGAUCCUCUUCCAAAACCUCAGAAGACCUAUGGCUGUAGUUUACCCUCCACUGAUAAGCCAUACUCAGGGCAGAGACUUUCUGAAAAGAGCUUUAGUCAGAAAGAGAUCCAGCACUCGCAGAGGGAGGAGAGCCUGGCAGGGCCGUCCUUCUCCAAAAUGAGGAGGGGUACUAGCCUCAAUGAUUUGUCUGCUAUUGGCAGUGACACUGAGGGUGAUGGAGAGGACAUGUUCUCAGAUGCUGAGAACAAGCCCAGCACUAACUCUGAGCCCAGGAGAUCAGGAUCUGCAAAGCCAGUUGGUUUAACUCCUUCACCCCUGUCAGAUACCCCACUGUUAAAGAGGGCAGAACACAACCAAAAAGACACUGUCUCCAGUAAAGAUGGUACGAAAACAGGCCUUCAGGGUUUAAAAACUCUAAAUAAGAAAGCUGGAUCCCCUCUGCCCGCAGACGAAGAGCUUGAUUACGAUGAUGACUUCAACAGUCACAACUCAAAGACUGAGCUGAGCAUCAGUGAGGAGAUCGAAGAGGCCUCCGUCGAGGGACCAGAUCUCAGUGACAGGCUUGAAGAGAUCACUCAGGAUGUGAGCGUGUCUCAGACGAGUCAGGCUGCAGAUUACAUGGAAGACGUGGCGUGACAAGCAGAAAACAGCUCAUCCUCUUUUUUGUGUAUUUAUGUAAUUGUGUAAACUACAUGUCAGCAGUUCCUAUUAAAACUCUAUUGUUCACGGUUGA